Messenger RNA from Cajanus cajan (pigeon pea), 2707 nucleotides. It is a transcript of the gene TAF12, whose product is annotated as TBP-associated factor 12. Gene Ontology annotation, cellular component: SAGA complex; transcription factor TFIID complex. The record is from RefSeq and is a predicted model, not a curated record. NCBI's taxonomy places the organism in Eukaryota, Viridiplantae, Streptophyta, Magnoliopsida, Fabales, Fabaceae. Gene Ontology annotation, molecular function: TBP-class protein binding; protein heterodimerization activity; DNA binding. Gene Ontology annotation, biological process: DNA-templated transcription initiation; RNA polymerase II preinitiation complex assembly.
CCACGAACGAAUUACCCAUAUUCAUCCCUUUCCCGUAAACUUCAAGCCAUAUCAUAUAGCAUACGAGAAAGCACUAAUAAUUAAAGUAUUAUUAGACCCACGUUCAUUAGUGACACUGCUCCGUUUCAAAAUUUUCAAUCGCCGCGAACUCAAUGGAACCUCAAGUUCCGGCGACGGGCACCGCCGAGCCCUCACAAUCUCAACCACCGAAACCAUCCCCUCCUAUCCCUCCACCUUCCUCCUCAUCAACGCCUCCCAUCUCAGCCCCAAACCCAAACCCUAGCCCAGGCCCAAGCCCAGGCCCAAGCCCUGGCCCAGGCCCAGGCCCAGGCCCAGGCCCGAUUCAAACCCCGAACCCCAAGCCCCCCACCCCCACGCCCACGCCCACGCCUCCCCAACCUCGCCCUCAGCCCUCAUUCAACCGCACUUUGCCUCCGUCGCAGCCGACAUCGCAGCCGCAUUUCCCGCACUUCUCGUCGCUCCCGCCUUCCUCCGCUCCUCCACCGUCCUCCGCUCCCGGCGCCGCCGCGGCGCCGAGGGGCGGCAUGGCAAUCGGUGUGCCGGCGCACCACCAGAACCCCUCUCCUCCGUUUUCAUCCUCCUUCGGUCAACAUUUUGGUGGGCUGGGCCGAACCGGAGUCAACGUCGCUGAAUCUACCUCCAGUUCAAGCACCUCUCAAGUGAGAACUCCCGCGCAAGGAAUGGGGAUGUUAGGGUCUCAAAUGCGGCCAAGUGGAAUCCCUGCACAUCAACAGAGACCCGUGCAAUCGUCUCUUAGACCUCCAUCCUCUGCCCCGAAUAAUCAACCUGCUGGUUCACAAAGCUUCCAAGGGCAUGGACUUAUGAGACCCUCGUCAGUUGGCUCGCCUGCUACUCCAUCUCCGAGUGCAUCACAAAGUGUGCAGUCACUUAAUCAGCCAUGGUUGUCAUCUGGGCCACAAGGGAAGCCUCCUUUGCCAUCCACGGCUUAUAGGCAGCAAUUGAACCCACAAUCCAUGCAGCAAAGAUCACAUAUUCCUCCUCAGCAGCAAUCCACACCAACAUCUUCACAGCAGCAGCAGCAGCAACAACAAUCUUUGCUGUCUAAUCAAUCACAGGAGCAUUUUGGGCAACAAGUUCCGCCAUCCAGGGGUCUACAUGUGCCUCACCAGCAACAGGUUACGAGGCUACAGGGGCCAGGAAAUCAGAAACCUUCAUCUCUUGCGGCAGCACAGUCUAGUGCAGUUCAACCAGGGAUUCAAAAUAGAUUAACAAAUGUUGACAGCGAUGAAUCUUGUAAUAGUAUUCUCAGCAAAAGAAGUAUCCAUGAGCUAGUCAAUCAGGUUGAUCCAUUGGAGAAGUUGGACCCUGAAGUUGCAGACAUUCUUGUGGAUAUUGCAGAAAACUUUCUGGAGUCUAUAACCAGGUCUGGUUGUUCAUUGGCCAAGCAUAGGAAAUCAACAACUUUGGAAGCGAAGGACAUACUUCUCCAUCUUGAGAAAAAUUGGAAUAUGUCACUUCCUGGGUUUGGCGGGGAUGAGAUUAAGAGCUACAGAAGACAAAUUACAAGUGAUAUUCACAAGGAGCGUCUAGCAGUUAUAAAGAAAUCAAUGGCAGCAACUGAGGCAACACAUGCUAAGGGCUCUGCUGGCCAGGCAUCUGGCACUGCCAAGGGUAGUCAGGCAAAGGCACCUUUGAAUAUCAUUGGCUCGCCGAACCUAAAAAAUUCAUAGGAUGCAUGCUGUGUUCAUGCUUUACACAGCAACGGAGGAACCACUUUGGUGAAGUUAAUUGAAUUUUGUAAUAGAUCAAAUCGGUAUUCCUGUUUAAAAUUUUCCACUGUAAACAUAAGUUGCAUCUAUAUUUCUCAUUCAUCAGUCCACAUGAAUUGAAUGCCUAGAAAUGCUUUAAAGUGGUUUCACACUUGGCACCAUAUUGUGGCAUGGAGUGAUGCGUUUAUUUCUUUGACCCUGAUUCCUGACUAUUACGAUAGAAGUUCACAACUUCGAUUGACUGUCUAUAUGGAAAACCAAACAUGUUGAUCGAUGGUCCUGAUAAAUGUUUAAAUAUGCUUGUUAUGUUCUCAUGAUGUUGUAACUAGGAGCCUGAUUGGUACUUUUAGUUUAUGCUAGACUUAAACCACAAUUUCGCAAGUGAUCAGCGGAAGCUCCCACCUUUUUCCAGUCAAACUUGUUCAACUUAAUGUUAAGAGGGCUAUUCGACUUGAUCCGUUUUCCUGGUCAAACUUGUUAUUUUCAUGUGCACACAAGUUGGUUUUCCGUUUGGUGUGGAACAUAACUUGCUAAGUUUUGUGCAUGUCUGUUGUUCUUAGGAAGAAUGUGGUUCUUUUCAGGCUGUUUCUAAGCAUUCCAUUAGCAGAACUUGAGCAAUGGUCUGAAUGUAAAAGCGUUGCAGAAAGCCAGGUAUGGGGAAUCAAGAUUCAUAUGAAUAGUCAAUAGUCUAAUAUCUGAAAACCGAAAAGAAAGAAGAUUUGGCUUCAGCUACGUCGUUUUUUUGUACUGAUAAUAGUAAGAAAGUCAGUGGUUAGGUAGGCUGAUUCAUUUUCAUUAUUAUGAUUGAUAUUUUAAUUUGUACGCAAACAGUAUCCUGAAAUAUACAUGCAAUUACGUUUCUUGUAAGGUAGACUUCCGAGUUUCAACAGCUGCAGAAAUCCCAUGGAGUUCCGUGGCUCAAUGAUUUUGGUUUAAUGUGGAUAUUAUAUAAUCUA